Theileria orientalis strain Shintoku is the source of this 1566-nucleotide messenger RNA. Its product is annotated as PRL1 protein. The record is from RefSeq and is a predicted model, not a curated record. NCBI's taxonomy places the organism in Eukaryota, Apicomplexa, Aconoidasida, Piroplasmida, Theileriidae. Gene Ontology annotation, molecular function: protein binding. The transcript has a single exon. Gene Ontology annotation, biological process: mRNA splicing, via spliceosome. The coding region runs from base 1 to 1566 and encodes 521 amino acids. Gene Ontology annotation, cellular component: catalytic step 2 spliceosome; Prp19 complex; precatalytic spliceosome.
AUGACAGAAUCCGUUCAUAUACAGAGGCAUCCCUAUUCUAAAUACUUAAAAAAUAACAUUUAUAAGUCCUUGAACCUAUUCGCUGGCGAAUAUGGUUCGAAACCGUACAAUCCUAACGACCCCUUUACGAGGAAGCAUAUUAGGAGUAAAAUACUUGACGAAUAUAUUUCAGUAUCGCAAUAUGUACCGCUAACCACUGCAAACUCUAAGAUAAUUGAUAAGUCAAAGGAGAAGGAGGUUAUCCAGCCUAAGACUAGGAAGGGCAAGUCAGCAUUAGCCGAUGUGGUCGACUCGCUGGAUUCUGAGCUUUAUCCAUUACACGCACCUAAGAAAUUGGAGUAUUUGGAUGUGAAUUUGGACGAAGUAAGGUACAGACUCACCGACGAUAAUAUGCUCGCAAUAUCUGACAGUAAAACUUUGAGCAGUGAUUCAGUAACGAGCAAGGAAGUGGCGCUUUCGCCACAAGAUGUAAAGAGUGAGACUCUCAAAAGGUAUUUGAAGGACACAGUGGCCAAGGGACACCAAAUAGCUGAGUUGGACAUAAACCCGAAGGUUGAAAGGAUUAGAAGAGGAAGGCCGAUGUGGCACGCGCCGUGGAAGCUGUACCGCGUCGUGAUAGGACACCACGGAUGGGUGCACUGCGUGGACGUGGACGUCUCAAACGAAUGGUUUGUCACCGGGAGUGCAGACAGACUCAUAAAAAUAUGGGACCUUGCAUCCUGCGAGCUGAAGCUAUCGCUGACUGGACACAUAAACACAGUGAGGGACGUUAAGAUUUCCACAAAGAGCCCGUACAUAUUCUCCUGCAGCGAGGACAACACAGUCAAGUGCUGGGACAUAGAGCAGAACAAGGUGAUAAGGAGCUACCACGGCCACCUCUCGGGAGUGUACAAGCUGGCGCUGCACCCGGAGCUGGACGUCCUGUUCAGCGGCGGCAGGGACGCAGUGGUCAGGGUCUGGGACAUCAGGACCAAGCAGGCAGUUCACGUCUUGACUGGCCACAGCGGCACAGUGAUGAGUCUGGUGAGCCAGGCCUCGGAGCCUCAGGUCAUAUCAGGCUCCCAGGAUAAGACGGUGAGACUGUGGGACCUUUCAACUGGAAGGAGCAUAGUGACGCUCACGAACCACAAGAAGAGCAUUCGGGCGAUGUCGAUACACCCGACUGAGUACGCAUUCUGCUCCUGCGCCUCGGACAACGUCAAGGUCUGGAAGUGCCCCGAGGGCCAGUUCAUAAGGAACAUCACGGGCCACAACAGCAUCCUGAACUGCUGCGCGAUCAAGGACGACGGGGACUCGAGCGUCCUGGUGGCCGGGAGCAACGACGGGCAGUUGCACUUCUGGGACUGGGCCUCGGGCUACAAGUUCCAGACGCUGCAGUCGAAGGUGCAGAAGGGCUCCCUCGAGAGCGAAAACGGUAUAUUCUCCAUGGCCUUUGACAGGAGCGAGUCGAGGCUCAUAACGGCGGAGUGCGACAAGACGAUAAAGAUUUACAGGCAGGACGAGAGCGCGACCGAGGAGACCCAUCCAAUAGACUAUACGCCAUCGAAGAUCACAAGAUACUACUGA